UUUAAUAAGCCUAAAGACAGUGGGGUUUGGUUCUAUCGAGUCCAAGGCCGAGGAUGGCUUCUGCGGGUCUCAAGCGCGAAGAGCAGACAACCAAUGAAGAGAACCAUACUAGGAAGAGCAAUGGCACCACAACUUACUUCGACGUGUACGGACCUAACGAAAAAGCAGAUGUUAUUUUCAAAACUCCUGCAUCUGACUCAACAUUGAAUCUAUUAGACAUUCAGGGACUUGUCACCUGGGUGCUUGGAGAAGGAUUUAUGCCAUCCUGGGUCUUUAUCAAAAACAAGCCACUGAUUCCGAAAGUAGUCAUGCUUUAUGUCCCAGGCCUUGAUGCUGCGUUGUACAUGUCUCAGUCAAGCCUACUUCUUGGUCUUAAAGAAAAUUGUGGCAAUCCAAAGGCAGUUUUAGCUCUUAGCUGUGUAUCAGAUGAAAUGCUGACAAUUAAUGAACUUCUAACUUGCAAACUGAAAAGAAAGCGUGAGGAGAUCAAUGCAUUUUCCAAGAGUACUGAACAAGUAAGUAAAGAGCAAAUGAAGGAUCCGCCAUUUCCAGUUUCUUAUUACACACUUACAGCAAAAGAGCUAGAAGAUAAUGGGUACUGUUUAACUCAACCGGAUUUUAUCUCCACUCUUCCUUCUCCAUUGGGAUCUCUCCCUUAUGAAAUGUUGGCGCUUGACUGUGAGAUGUGUGUCACUGCCAAUGGGUUUGAACUCACAAGGGUGACACUAGUAGAUGUUGAAGGACAGGUUGUAUUCGACAAAUUGGUUAAACCUUCCGAUGCUAUUCUUGACUAUAAUACAAGGUAUAGUGGAAUAACAUGUGAGAUGCUAAGUGGGGUCACUACAACCCUGAAAGAUAUUCAGGAAGAGUUUUUAAAGCUUGUUUACAAAGAGACCAUCCUAGUGGGGCACUCUUUGGAGAAUGACCUAAUAGCUUUAAAGAUCUCCCAUAAUUUGGUGAUUGAUACUGCGGUAUUGUACAAAAACCCGCGUGGUGUACGUUACAAGACUGCUUUAAGAGUGCUUGCGCGGAGAUUUCUUUCUAGGGAGAUACAGACAUCAGGAAAUGGACACGACAGUAUUGAAGAUGCAAGAGCUACAAUGGAAUUAGCACUGUUGAAGAUUAGACAUGGGCCUGAAUUUGGUUCACCACCAUCAUUCAUGCGUAAGAAAUUGGUUACUGUUUUGAGCGAGAGUGGCAAGACCUGCUCUUUUAUUGAUGAUAUUUCCUUGGUGAAGCGGUAUGCUGCUGGAUCAUGCCAUGCAUUUCCUAUAUCUUCAGAUGAUGAAGCACUUGCAAAGGCCAGCAAGGAGGUGAAGAAUGAUAAUGUACACUUUGUUUGGACCCAAUUCUCGGAGUUGAAUUCCUAUUUCCGGAGACAAGCAGAGGAUGUGGACAAAUUGAAUAGUAAAGUUGCAGAAAUGAUAUCAUUGCUUACAUGUCACAAGACAUCUAAAAGAUGUAAAGACAUCAAAUACUCUGUGACCCCUGAAUUGAAGGACAUACUUACUCGUAUGGAUGCUCGUAUCCGAAGCCUCUAUGCUAGGUUGCCAACAAAUGCUAUGCUUAUUGUUUGUACUGGUCAUGGAAACACAGCAGUUGUCCAAAGAUUGAGGAAAAUGAUCACAGAGCAGGAAGAGACCACAAUUUGCCGUGAGAAACUUGUAAGGGUAUUGGAAGAGCUCCAGGCCCAAGCUGAAGUAGCUCUAUGUUUUGUUGCUGUGAAGCAUUGAUCUCUAGACAAUUUCUAAUUAUCGGUCUUUGUGAUGUGCUGUUUCUG
Molecule: messenger RNA, 1780 nt
Organism: Telopea speciosissima
Lineage: Eukaryota; Viridiplantae; Streptophyta; Magnoliopsida; Proteales; Proteaceae
Product: small RNA degrading nuclease 5-like
Exons: 15
Coding region: 54-1733 (559 amino acids)
Cellular component (GO): nucleus
Molecular function (GO): exonuclease activity; nucleic acid binding
Source: RefSeq, a predicted model, not a curated record